AUGCAAGACGCUGAUGCCAGGGGGAGCUCCCCUGCUUUCCUCCGGCCUCAGAACGGAAGCAGUCACAGGUCUUCAGGGUAUGUCCCGGGGAGAAUUGCCCCUCUCCGUCCCCCGCUGCCUUCGCAGAGCCAUGCUGCAGCCGAAUUUACCUCUGCGAGACAAGAAGCCCGGACAAGACUCCCAUCCUUACCAGCGGAUCAGCACCGCCGCCAGGCAGAAGCCAACAGGCAUAAAAAUACUCUCAUUUGCUUUGCCAUUUCUAGCCUUUCACUUUUUGUUGCACUGGGGAUUUUUUUGGGAAUAGCUUCAAAAUAUGCUCCAGAUGAGAAUUGUCCUGAUCAGAAUCCUCGUCUUAAAAACUGGAGCCCUGGAAAAGAUCCUGAAAAGAGAGUUUUUAUCAAAAAAGGGGAUUUGUUUCGUCUGAACUCAGAUGCUACAGUACACUCUAUAGUUAUACAGGAUGGAGGGUUACUUGUUUUUGGUGAUGAUAAAGAAGGCUCUAAAAAUAUUACCUUGAGAACUCGGUUUAUCCUGAUAAAGGAUGGUGGAAUGCUUCAUGUUGGAGCAGAGAAAUGCCGCUAUAAAUCCAAAGCAACUAUUAUUUUGUAUGGGAAGUCAAAUGAAGGUGCUGAUGUGCCAGAAUUUGGCAAAAAAUUUAUUGGCGUGGGCCCUGAAGGAACACUGGAGUUGCAUGGGCACCAGAAGUUAUCAUGGACUCUUCUGUCAAAGACUAUGUAUUUCUCAGGGCUGGCCUAUGGUCAUUAUACAUUUAAAAAGAAUUUUUCCCGAGGACUAAAUGUGAGAGUAAUUGAUCAGGACACGGCAGAGGUUUUGGAAGUGCUGAAGUUUGAUACUCAUGAAUUUUCAGAAGAAAGCUUGAAGCUCCAGAACUUACUGAAAAAAGGAAGUCCUGGUCGCAUUGUUGCUAUUGCUGUAGGAGAUUCAGCUGCUAAAAAUCUAUUGGAGGAAACCAGAGUGACUAUUCAAAAUCUUCUGGGAAGCAAAUUUGUUAGAGGGUUGAGUUACAGGCAAGCCUGGGCUUUUGUUGGUGUCAUAGGUGGUGGAAAUUCUUCUUGUAAUGAAUCAGUGAGAAACUAUGAAAAUCAUAGCACUGGUGGGAAGGCACUUGCUCAGAAAGAGUUUUUCACAGUGGAUGGUCAGAAGUUUGUUGUGAGAGCCUACAGCGAGUGGAAUGAUGGUGUCCCAACUUCAGGCUUCCAGGUAGAAGCUGUAGGUGGAGUGAUACUGAAUCUUCUGGAUGAUGUUAGUAGUUGGGAGCCUGGAGACCAGAUCGUGGUCGCAAGCACAGACUAUUCAAUGUAUCAGACAGAGGAGUUCACCCUCCUUCCCUGCCCAGAGUGUACCAAGCAUCAGGUCAAAGUCAAAGAAAAUCCUCAGUUUCCUCAUGUAGGAGAAGUUAUUGAUGGAGUGGACAUGAGGGCAGAAGUCGGAGUUCUUACGAGGAACAUCUUAAUCAUGGGAGAGACAGAAAAUACCUGCUAUCGUGAAAAGGAAUGUCAGUUCUUCAAUUACGAUACAUUUGGUGGACAUAUCAAGAUUUUUAAGAAUUUUACAUCUGUUCAUCUCUCUUAUGUGGAAUUGAAGCAAAUGGGCCAGCAGCAGAUUGGAAGUUAUCCUGUUCACUUUCACCUUUGUGGGGAUGUGGAUGAAAAAGGAGGUUAUAGUUUUAAGACUUACCUGGAAGGUCUUUCCAUUCAUCACUGUUUUUCCAGAUGUGUGACUGUUCAUGCAACUAAUGGCUUGCUGAUAAAGGACACCAUUGGCUAUGACACACUAGGUCACUGUUUCUUCACAGAAGAUGGCAUUGAGCAGAGGAAUACUUUCUUCCACAACCUUGGGCUAGUCACAAAACCAGGCACUCUUCUUCCUACAGAUAGAAACAGCAGCAUGUGUAUUGGUAUUAGGGAUAAAGUGUAUGGAAGUUAUGUCCCAGUGCCAGCCACAGACUGCAUGGCAGUUUCAACAUUCUGGAUUUCUCAUCCCAACAAUCAUCUUAUAAAUAAUGCAGCAGCCGGUUCACAGGAUGCUGGAAUUUGGUAUUUGUUCCACAGGGUUGCUACAGGAGAUUCUCAUAGUUUAGCCAUUGAAACCAAGUCAGAGCUUACACCCCUAGGAAUCUUCUAUAACAACAGGGUUCAUUCUAAUUUUAAGGCUGGUUUGUUCAUUGAUAAGGGUGUUAAAACAACUAAUGCUAGUGCUGAUGAUCCCAGAGAAUAUCUUUGUUUGGACAACAAUGCAAGGUUUCGACCUCAUCAAGAUGCAGAUCCUGAAAAGCCCCGAGUUGCUGCCCUGAUUGACAGAUUAAUCUCUUUCAAAAACAAUGAUCAUGGGGCCUGGGUCAGAGGAGGGGAUAUCCUCAUUCAAAACUCUGGGUUUGCAGACAAUGGAAUAGGUUUGACGUUUGCUAGCGAUGGGAGCUUCCCAAAUGAUGAAGGUGCCAGCCAGGAGGUAUCUGAGUCACUCUUCAUAGGAGAGAGCAAGAAUUAUGGGUUUCCAGGCGGCCAAAAUAAAUAUGCAGGAACUGGAGGAAUAGACAACAAGGCACGCACACUGCCUAGAAAUCGGACAUUUCCGAUCAGAGGCUUUCAAAUUUAUGAUGGACCUAUUCACCUUACCAAGUGCACAUUCAAAAACUUUGUGCCAACUCCAGACAGAUUCACCAGUGCAGUUGGAUUCUUGAUGAAAAAUCCAUGGCAGAUGACACCAAAAAACAACAUUUCUCUUGUGAAGUUUGGUCCAAAUGUGUCUUUGAAAGCCUUCUUUGGAAAACCUGGUCCCUGGUUUGAAGAAGGAGAUCUGGAUGGGGACAAGAACUCAAUAUUCCAUGAUCUAGAUGGUUCAGUGACUGACUACAAGGAUACCUAUGUGGGCAGAAUGGAUAACUACUUGAUUCAACACCCUAAAUGCAUUAAUGUUACAGAAUGGAGUGGAGUGGUUUGCAGUGGGACCUAUGCACAGCUUUAUGUCCAAACCUGGAAUGGACAGAAUCUUUCCAUGACUAUCGUACGAGAUGAGUACCCAGCCAAUCCCAUGGUUCUUCGAGGUAUUAAUCAGAGAGCUGUCUUUCAACAAUACCAGCCAGUAGUGAUGCUCCAAAAGGGCUACACAAUACAUUGGAAUGGAAAAGCCCCGAACGUCACUUAUCUUUAUCUCAUUAACUUCAACAAGAAUGACUGGAUUCGUGUUGGCCUUUGUUAUCAACCAAAUACGGAUUUUGUUAUAGUAUUGGAAACCUUUCAAAGGCGGUCAUCUGCUCUGUCAAGCAAGGUAGAGCGCUACAUGCCUGUGUCUUCAAUGAUGGAGCUUGAACAGAAUCAAUCAGACAAGAAGUUUUAUUUUGACAACAGUACUGGAUUACUGUUUUUAUUUCUUCAAGCCAAAUAUAAUAGGGAUGGUCACAGUUAUUGCUCAUCUCAGGGAUGUGAAAGGAUCAAGAUUGUGACCAAAGAUUCAGCAAAAGGGAUCAGUAACUGCAUGGCAAAAGCUUACCCAAAGUACUACCAAGAACCAACUGUCAUAAAGCGGAUGCCGGUAAAAACUACUGUACCAUGUACAAAAUGCGGCACAACUCAGAUGGUAUUCACCAGCGAUCCUCACAAAAACUACCUCCUUGUGCAGAUUAAUUCAUCUGGUAAAAAAGAGUUAAGCAGAGGUCAGCAAGCAUUUAUUUCUGUCAAUGACACUAUGUUUUCCUUCAAGGAUAACGGUAUACUUAUCAUUGUAGUUGAUGCCUGCAUGGGCACGGUGUCGGGAAAUAAAUUAUUUUCUGGAGUAGACAUUAAGCUUGUAGAUGGAUAUUUAAAAUCUGGAAUUCCACAAAGGUCUAUCGUUCUACUGAGCACAAGAGGCGAUGUAGCAAUUCCUAAUAGUUUAUCAGAAGCCUUAAUGUCCCUGGGGACAGCCAAACCGCCUUAUCUUCAGAGCAACGGAAGCCUGGCCUUUCUGGGAUUCAGAGGAAACUUUAAGCCAUCCUGGAUUAAGCUGUUUACAGGUCCUGCUGGGCAUGGGCUCGUUCAGAUAGAAAAGUAUAUCCCUUUACAACUGGAAGAGUAUGGCUGUGCCAGAGCAAUCAAAAGCCGACGGAAAGAGCUUGAGCUUCUGAAGAAGGCUACACGAUCUCAUUAG
This is a messenger RNA of Pterocles gutturalis (yellow-throated sandgrouse), 4146 nucleotides long. RefSeq names its product transmembrane protein 2 (gene CEMIP2). The transcript has 23 exons. NCBI's taxonomy places the organism in Eukaryota, Metazoa, Chordata, Aves, Pterocliformes, Pteroclidae. Bases 1 to 4146 code for a protein of 1381 amino acids. The record is from RefSeq and is a predicted model, not a curated record.